Messenger RNA from Petromyzon marinus (sea lamprey), 2808 nucleotides. RefSeq names its product hemopexin (gene HPX). The record is from RefSeq and is a predicted model, not a curated record. NCBI's taxonomy places the organism in Eukaryota, Metazoa, Chordata, Hyperoartia, Petromyzontiformes, Petromyzontidae.
CCACCCCUCCCCCUACCAAGGCCAUCUCUGGCUGCUGUGCUGUUGACUUUGGAAGGAGUUGACGCCAGCCGAGUGCAUUAAAUAGCGGCGGUGACGCCCUGCGCAAGAGAGGAGAGAGAGGGAGAGGCAGCCAGAGGCACGCGUUCUCUGGGUCUGCUCGGCCGCGGUGACAGGCUCGCAAUGGCCACCUCUUUCCACCUGCUGCUGAUGAGCGCAUGCGUAGUACUGGGGGCGCACGGCUUUGCAAGCAGGAGAUUGAUGACAGAAGUUGGUUCAGGGUUCACGGUGCGCAUGUACGUGGAUGGAGACCGGAGUGAGCGCGUGCACGGCGAGGGAGUGAAAGUCAUGUGCUCCGUGACGGGCCCGACGAGCACCGUCCUCGUGUGGCACCACCCAGACAGCGUGGCAGGGCGAGUGACCACAGGUGCCAGGAAGGAACAGGAGGUGGAGGAGGAAGGCGUCAUCAAGAGCAAGGUGGAGGAGAUCCUGCAGGUGGAGAAGCUGAGCCUCGGGGAUGGAGGAGCCUACGGGUGCCACGUCCUGGACCACAAUGACCUCAAGGGCAACGUCGAUAUCGUCGUGCGAGAACACAUCGACAUCCCAGACCGAUGUGAGGAGGGAAAUCUGGAUGCUGUUGCCAGCUCCUUAGAUGGGAUCACGUACAUCUUCAAAGGCCCCGUCUACUGGAAGAACUUCGGGCCCAAUGCUUCCAUGGGGUUCAUCGAUACGGACUGGAAGAUCCCGAACGGCUCGAUUAGCGCGGCCUUCAGGCGGCACUCGAAGAGCGAUGAACAUCACCACAAGACCUACAUCUUCAAGGGCGGUGAAGUAUGGCGCUACGUGGGGAUGACGCUGGAGCCUGGCUUCCCAAUGGCCAUCUCGGCCGCGUUCCCAGGGGCUCCGGCCUCGCCCGACGCCGUGGUCGAGUGUCCCGCCGAGGACUGCCGCUCCGACUCUGUGCUCUUCUUUAAAGGUGGCGAGGUGCUCGCAUGCGACCUCUUCGCGGGCGCGUGCAAGCAGCGUUCCUUCCCAGCCCUCCCCACCUGCUCCGCAGCCACUCGCUGGCUCGGCCGCUACUACUGCUUCCACGGACACGAGUUCUACCGCUUUGAGCCCACCACGGGCCUCGUGCCGCCCGGCUACCCCCGCGACGCCAGAGUCUACUUCCACCACUGCCCGGACCACGUGCACAAGAAGGGGAGUAGCCGCGACCCGUGCCACGACACCAACGGAUGCAGCGGUCGCGCCCUGGACGCCCUCUCCGUGGGCCCCGACGGGAGGAGCUUCGCCUUCCGAGGAGCGUGGUUCUGGAGGCUGGACACCAGGCGGGACGGAAUGCAUCCAUUCCGGAUCAUAGACUCGUGGCCCGGAACUCCUCCCAACCCAGACUCGGCCUUCGAGUGGAACUCAAACAUGGUGUUCACCAAGGGCGAGCUGGUGUGGAUAUUUAAGGGCGAGGGAUCCUUCGUGCUGCUCUCCGGGUUCCCAAAGCCGAUCUCCACCGAGUUCCCUGGGCUCCCUGCACCCUGGGACGCGGCAUUCAUCUGCAGCGCUCACCCCAACACCCUGACCGUCACCAAGGGUGGAGACGUGUGGAUGUACGAGCUGACCUCGCGGGCCGUCACCUGUCGGGGCACGGUGCCAGGCCUGCUGGGCGGGAACUCGGUGAGCGCGGCAUCGUGCUCGCACGACUCUGUGUCGCUCGCGCUGGGGGACGAGCUGAUCUCGCUGACGCACAGUGGGACGCGUCCAGCCGAGCCUCACUGCGGCCUUGCUUUGGCCCCUGGUGCAGGCACGGGCUCCGUGGCCAAGGAGCUAUUCCACUGCCCUGCGGACGCGGCGAGGUGCCCGACCCCCGUGGGCACGGCAUGAUUUAGCGAAAUGAACCUUAUGGCGGGACCCCGGGGUCCCGAAUAAACGGAAGUCAAAAUCGUAAUUCAUUCAUUUAUUUUUGGCGACUCCGUCCCACAGCGCACAUAAACGCCACCACCCACCAGAAAUCAAUCCUCUCCUCGUUCUUCACUAAGCACCUGUCGUUGCCAACAUUGCCGUAGUCAUAAACAAAACUUUGAAACUUUGAUUAGCACAUCGUGUAGAGCUCGUCGAGAGGAACAGAUUGCCGUAUCGUUCACCUUCAACAGAAAUAAAAUGACGUCGCAAUGCAGUUUAUGUGAGAGCCGGGGCUUAUGGGACCCCGGGGUUCCGCCAUGAGGUUCAUAUGGCGACAUUGGGUGCCGCCUUCAGAGUGAUUUCGUCAGAGACAAUCAUGUCAGCCACCAGAGAGUCAUCAUCAAUUACCAGCGGCACUCCCAGGAACACAGUAAUUACCACCAGUAUUACAUCAUCCUCAACGACACCAGCAGUAGUAUCUGCAUCACAAUCCCUCAGCAGCAACAGAACGGGCAUCAUCACUGUGAUCUCCGUUGACAUCACCACUACCAUCACAUCCACCACCAUAACUUGAAUUAUAUGGCCACUGAAUGGCGUUUUUUGCAGACAAUACAAGGAUUCAAUGGCAGGAUAGGGUAAACGACUCGGGAAUUUUGAAUACGUGGUCAGGAUUUAUAAUAACGCUCUCCCUCCCACCGGAUCACCACUCGUCAAUCUCACGCUCCCCAUGAGCCACUCUCACACACUGCUUCUAACUUGCGAUGUCUGUACGCACAUGCAUGUAUAUCCAUUGUGUGGGAUAGUUUAUUAUCAUUAAACGCUUUUCAUUGUCAUAAUAGAUAGAUAGAUAUUUGUUUGUUCUUUGCAUUCGUGUGACUAAAGCACACAAAAUAAAAUGCACACUUGCUUUACAAAUUA